CGCGCCAUUUCCGUCCAUCGAGUCAGAAAUAUCGGAAAAUACCACAAUCACGCACAGAAUCUGAAAAAAGGACGCAACAUUUAGCGGCUAACCAACUAACCGACCCUAUGGCCGCCGUAGAUAACAAGGUUCACAUUUAACAGAAAAAUGUCGUUCAGAGGCGGAGGUGGACGUGGUGGGGGUUUUAACCGAGGAGGUGGAGGUUUUAACCGAGGCGGGGGCUUCAGAGGCGGUGGAGGAUUCGGCCGAGGUGGUGGAAGAGGCGGCUUCAACAGGCAGCAGGACUUCGGUCCUCCGGAGCGAGUUGUGGCUCUGGGAGAAUUCAUGCACCCCUGUGAAGAUGACAUCGUGUGUAAGUGUACGACAGAGGAAAACAAAGUUCCCUAUUUCAACGCUCCGGUCUACUUGGAAAACAAGGAGCAGAUCGGGAAAGUGGACGAGAUAUUCGGACAGCUCCGAGACUUCUAUUUUUCAGUAAAGCUUUCUGAAAACAUGAAAGCAUCUUCGUUCAAGAAAAUGCAGAAGUUUUAUAUUGAUCCGAUGAAGCUGCUGCCGCUGCAGAGGUUCCUGCCAAGACCUCCAGGAGAAAAGGGGCCGCCGAGGGGGGGUGGAAGAGGAGGGGGCAGAGGUGGAGGAAGAGGAGGUGGGCGUGGAGGCGGUUUUAGAGGCGGGAGGGGAGGAGGCGGCCGAGGAGGGUUUGGAGGAGGUCGAGGAGGUGGAGGCGGCUUCAGGGGGAGAGGAGGAGGAGGACGGGGAUUCAGAGGUGGAAGAUGAGCGCACUCUGCUGGCCUGGAGUCAACAUCACAUUGAACCUCCGACUAGAAGCUUUCAGUCUGCUGGAUUCUGGCCUCACAGACUCAUUAGGACUUUAACUGAUGAGUUUUCUUCAUCUGUUGUCUGGAUGACUGAUGGAUUUUAUAUAUAUUUUUUACCAUUAUUUAAAAGGUUCAUGUGUUUGUUUCUGACACAGAGGAGACCCUUUACUUUUGUUCUAAUAUUCUGUCUUGAUAUAAUUCUAGGAAAUGCUUUCAUAAAACUUCCAUGUGGAGAUUUUUCUAACAGAGAAAUCUAAGUGUAUUCAGCAUGGGCUGGAAACAUUUUAAUAGAAAUAUUUCAUAAACUGAAUUUUUGUUAAAGGCCUUGAUUAAAAAAAUGUCUGUCUGGGA
Poeciliopsis prolifica (blackstripe livebearer) is the source of this 1166-nucleotide messenger RNA. Its product is annotated as H/ACA ribonucleoprotein complex subunit 1-like. Gene Ontology annotation, cellular component: box H/ACA snoRNP complex. The transcript has 7 exons. Lineage: Eukaryota; Metazoa; Chordata; Actinopteri; Cyprinodontiformes; Poeciliidae. The coding region runs from base 148 to 774 and encodes 208 amino acids. Gene Ontology annotation, biological process: snoRNA guided rRNA pseudouridine synthesis; ribosome biogenesis. Gene Ontology annotation, molecular function: box H/ACA snoRNA binding. The record is from RefSeq and is a predicted model, not a curated record.